Molecule: messenger RNA, 1419 nt
Organism: Pieris macdunnoughi
Lineage: Eukaryota; Metazoa; Arthropoda; Insecta; Lepidoptera; Pieridae
Source: the annotation of a GenBank genome assembly
AUGUAUUUAAUGUGCAAAGUACUGUUUAUGUUGCUCAUAAGUCAAGUGUAUAGUUCACCAAGGAAGAAAUCUUAUUCGGAAAUAAAAUCGUGUAAUGUUGGUAAUUUAGCGGAAGAAAUUGCAUCUUAUGACAGCGUAGUUCGAGAUAUUAUGAACUACGUGGUGUCCGGCCCGUUCAAAAGGAAGACAUAUGAUGAACUCGAGAAAUUUGUCGACAAGUUUGGAGCUCGGAUAUCGGGGUCGCAGGUGUUGGAAGAUUCUAUUGAUUAUAUGAUCAAGCUAACGCAGGAUGAGGAUUUGACUGAUAUAGUUACUGAGGAGCUGGAGGUUCCUCAUUGGGUAAGAGAACAAGAAAAAAUUACUAUGUUGAAGCCCAGGUCAAAGAAUAUUGCAGUAUUAGGUCUCGGUAAAAGCAUAAGCACUCCGCCCGAAGGUGUAACAGCUGACGUUGUGGUGUUUUCCAAUUUUGAAGAGUUCGAUAAUGCUUCUAUUGAAGACGUUAAAGGAAAAAUAGUUCUGUUUAAUCCAAUCUUUACAACAUAUCACGAAACAUCGCCAUACAGAACUCAUGGAGCUGCAAGGGCAGCGGAAAAGGGAGCGGUUGCAUCAUUAAUUAGAUCGAUAACCCCAUUCUCCAUUAAUUCACCUCACGCUGGUGUGCAGCACUAUUCUGAAAAUGUCACCAAAAUCCCUACCGCGGCCAUUACGUUAGAAGACGCAGAUUUGAUAAAAAGAUUCUAUAACAGAGGCGAGAAAGUUGUACUCAAUAUAAAAAUGCAUAGCUCCUUUGAGACUAAAACAUCUCGGAAUACUCUUAUAGAUUUAAAAGGAACUAAGAACCCAGAAAAGCUUGUAAUUGUUUCGGGUCACAUUGAUAGUUGGGAUGUAGGCCAGGGCGCCAUGGAUGAUGGUGGUGGCCUUUUUGUAAGUUGGGCUGCUCCUAUAAUAUUAAAAAGACUAAAUUUAAUACCAAAAAGAACUGUUAGAGCCAUAUUUUGGACAGCUGAAGAGUUGGGAUUUGUAGGUGUUAAUGCCUAUGCGGAGAAACAUAAAAACGAAAGCCACAAUAUAAACUUUAUUAUGGAGUCUGAUGAAGGAACAUUUGCGCCACGAGGGCUUUCUGUAGCUGGAACUCAAGAGGCUCGUUGCAUUAUUGCUGAAAUUUUAAAAUUAUUUGAAUCUAUAAAUGCUUCUACUCUAAUUGAAACUGACAGACCUUUGUCUGAUAUAGCUUUUAUUGUUCAAAAUGGUAUUCCAGGAGCCAGUCUCCAUAAUGCAAAUGAAAAGUACCAUUGGUUUCAUCAUACGGAAGGCGAUACAAUGAACGUCGAAAACCCUGAAGAACUUGAUUUAUGUACGGCUUUUUGGACUGCGGUUGCCUACAUUAUAGCUGAUAUUUCUGUUGAUAUACCUCGAUAA